CCGGGAGCCCGAGCGGCCGCUGCGGCCGGACCCCCACCCCGGCCAUGACGGACCCCGAGGACUGGGCUGAGCGGGGCAAGAGCCAGGCAGAGGAGGUAGAGUUGGAAACGCAGGAGGAGGCGGUGGCGGGCGAAGACGAGGUGUUGUGGGAGAAGAUCGAGAGUGUCCGGCACACGCUGACCCGGGCCCUCAACCCCGCCAAGCUCACCCCUUACCUGCGCCAGUGUCGCGUGAUCGAUGAGCAGGAUGAGGAGGAGGUGCUCUGUGCUUAUCGUUUUCCCUGCAAGAUCAACCGCACCGGCCGCCUGAUGGACAUCCUGAGGGGUCGGGGCAAGCGGGGCUGUGAGGCCUUCCUGGAGGCGCUGGAGUUCUAUUACCCAGAACAUUUCACUCUGCUGACGGGCCGUGAGCCUUCUCAACGCUGCUCCAUGAUUCUAGACGAGGAAGGCCCGGAGGGCCUGACCCAAUUCCUGAUGACCGAGGUGAAGCGGCUGAGGGUGCAGAGGAAGGGGCAGCUGCAGAAGGAGCAGCAGCUGCAGGCGCGGAGCCGGGCGUUGGAGGAGGAGGUGGCUCAUCUGGAGCGGCGGCUGCGGGAGCAGCAGCAGGUGCAGGAGAGGUGCCAGCGCCUCCGGGAGGACUGGGAGUCGGGCAGCCUGGAGCUCCUGCGGCUCAAGGACGAGAACUAUAUCAUCGCCAUGCGCCUGGCCCAGCUGAGCGAGGAGAAGAACACAGCCGUGUUGCGUAGCCGGGACCUGCAGCUGGCGGUGGACCAGCUGAAGUGCAAAGUGAGCCGGCUGGAGGAGGAAUGUUCCCUGCUGAGGAGGCACAAGGGCCCCCCGAGCCCUCCGACGGGGGCUCCCGGCCUGGAGGAGCAGGAGCAGAACGGCCCCGACCUGGUGCUGGAGCUGCAGGCUGAGAACCAGAGGCUCACGGCCUCACUGCAGGAGCUGCAGGAGGGACUGCAGAAGGAGACACUGGGCAGAAGCGGGGGGCCGGGCUCUGAGCGGAUCCUGCUGGACAUUUUGGAGCACGACUGGAAGGAGGCCCAGGACAACCGACAGGAGCUUUGUCAGAAGCUGCACACGGUGCAGGGGGAGCUGCAGUGGGCCGAAGAGCUGAGAGACAAGUACCUGCAGGAAAUGGAGGACCUGCAACUGAAACACCGGACGCUGCAGAAGGACUGUGACCUUUACAAGCACCGCAUGAACACUAUUCUGGCGCAGCUGGAGGAGAUUGAGAAGGAGCGUGACCAGGCAAUCCAGAGCCGGGACCGGACCCAGCUCCAGUACUCCCAGAGCCUGGUGGAGAAGGACCAGUACCGCAAACAGGUGCGGGGCCUGGAGGCCGAGAGGGACGAGCUGCUCACGUCGCUGACCCGCGUGGAGGGGGCCAAGAGCUUGCUGGAGGCGCAGCUGCAGCGGGCUCAGGGCGGCCUGGGCAUGAAGGCCUGCACAUCCUCCCACUCUCUCUGCUCCAACGUCAGCAGCACUUGGAGUCUCAGUGAAUGCUGCCCGUCCCUGCUGGGGGCCCCCGAGGGGCCAGGGGAGGCCACCGUCCCCGGAGGGUCCGAACAACAAACACUGGAGACCACGGUCAGCGAGAAGGAGAUCAACCGGCUCUCUAUCCUCCCCUUCCCCCCCAGCGCGGGCUCCAUACUCCGACGGCAACGGGAGGAAGACCCCGCACCUCCCAAGAGGUCCUUCAGCAGCAUGUCCGAUAUAACAGGAAGCGUUACCCUCAAGCCCUGGUCCCCUGGCCUGUCUUCGUCCUCCUCCUCGGACAGUGUGUGGCCCGGUGGGAAGCCGGACCCCCUCCUGUCCCACGGCAGUGACCUAGAGCUCUUGAACAGGUCUCUGGUCAGACAGGCGUCCGAGCUGAACCCGCCCGGUGGGCCGGAGCCCCCUAACAGAGGGCCAGACGGCCCGGCAUCUCUCCCCGGGGGCCAGUGUGGGGCCCCGCGGGGCCAGGAGCCCGAGGGGGCCCAGCAGCUGAGAGGGGAUCCCGCAAGCCAGGAGGACCCCAGCUCCCAGGAGUCAUUCCCCUUGAGGCUGCUGCAUUGGAACGAGCCCUCCGCUCUUACCCUCCUGCUUGAUUCCCAGGCCUGCCAGUCUCUCCGGGACGACGCGGAAGCAGGGAAGAAGGCGCCAGGAGGGCGCUCCUUCUACAUCCGAGCCAACCAUGCCCUCCCUGAGCAGGCCAACCCGCGGGCCCUUUGCGUCAAAGGCCAGGAGAUCCUGCGUGUGGUGGACACCUGCUACAAGGGGCGGCGGGAGUGGUACUGCUCUCGGGUCGACCCCUUGACCCUGCGGGAUCUGGACAGGGGGACGGUGCCCAACUACCAAAGAGCUCAGCAGCUCCUGGAUAUGCAGGAAAAGUGCCUGCAUUCUGGUCGCCACAGGAGCCACCGGAGUAACCUGAAGAAACGGGCCUUGGAUCAACUGCGCCUCGUGAAGCCCAAGCACCUGGGAGGCCUGGGGGAGUCUUCGGAGCCACUGCUGUCGGAGCCCUGUCCCGAGCCUGACCGGCCCCUGAAGCCGUACAGCCUGGUGCGGCCCCUGGUUGUGCCCGCCCCCCGCCCAGUGGUGCUCUCGCCGGAGUGCCUGGCCCCACGGCUCAUCCGGAACCUCCUGGACUUGCCUACGUCACGCCUGGAUUUCCACGUGUGCCCGGCCGAAAGCCUUUUUGGAGAGGAACCACCUGCCUCCUCCGCUCCGGGGGCCCCUAAAGCCCGACCGGCCCCCCAAGGCCCAGGCGGGAGGAUCCGGGCCAUCCAGGAGUCCAUCGGAAAGAACAAGCACUGUUUGCUGGAGCUGGGCACCCAGGGUGUGAGGGAGCUGGUCAGGAACGAAAUCUACCCCAUCGUCAUCCACGUCGAGGUGACGGAGAAGAACAUCCGUGGAGUCAGGAGCCUGCUGGGACGUCCGGGCUGGCGGGACUCGGAGCUGUUGAAGCAGUGCCGCAGCACGGAACACUCUCUGUGGGGCCUACCCUGUUCCUGGGCCCGCGUGGACGCCCACUCCUGGUCCCACGCCGAGGAGCUGGCCAAGGUGGUCCGAGGCCGCAUCCUGCAGGAGCAGGCCCGCGUGGUGUGGGUGGAGAGCGGCGAGAUCUGACGUGGGCCCGGCCCCAACCCUCCCACCUCCAAGCUGCUCUGAAGACGGCGGGGACCCCGUUCACUCGCUGCUUCGCCCCCCACAGAAGACCAAGGAGGGGGCCGCCUGCUCUCCCCAGAGCACCAAACCUGAUGGUGGUGGACCCAAUGCUAUUCCCAUUGGGAAUGUCUGAAUCUCCCCCAAGGGGACAGGAGUGGAAGAGGGGUGUGAGGCCCCUCCACUUUAGCCUCUCCCGCCUAGGAGCCCGAAGGAAGCAGGGAAAGCUAAGGAUAAACCUGUGAAGGGUAAAUGUGUUCUCUGUCUCUCCACUGGUCUGCUUCUCCGCCUCCCUGCCAUCUGCCCGUCUGGGCACUGUCUCCCUCCGCCCCACCCGCCCUGCAGCUCAGAUCUAGAAGGGUUCCCUCCCCUGCUCCGCUCGCAUCCCUCUCCCGCGGAGACGCCAACUCUCAUAGGAGCUUUCCCCUACGGAUGUGGAGACGGGUCCGCACGUGGUCCCUGCCGCUUCCCCCACAUGCACACUCCCCUGCAACUUCACCUCCCGGCCCCACUCCCGCACACGCUCACGCUCUCCAGUCCCCGGUGACGCCUGGCGGAGAUUGGAAGCCUUCCUUUCUCUGCAGUAACUGUAGUCUUUAUUGUGUAUAAAUUAUUAACUGGGCCUCUUUAUUGAAGAGCUG
This is a messenger RNA of Tachyglossus aculeatus (Australian echidna), 3790 nucleotides long. It is a transcript of the gene CARD10, whose product is annotated as caspase recruitment domain family member 10. The transcript is spliced from 21 exons. Gene Ontology annotation, biological process: regulation of apoptotic process. Bases 45 to 3113 code for a protein of 1022 amino acids. The record is from RefSeq and is a predicted model, not a curated record. NCBI's taxonomy places the organism in Eukaryota, Metazoa, Chordata, Mammalia, Monotremata, Tachyglossidae.